Nematocida minor is the source of this 363-nucleotide messenger RNA. RefSeq lists its product as uncharacterized. The coding region runs from base 1 to 363 and encodes 120 amino acids. Lineage: Eukaryota; Fungi; Microsporidia. The transcript has a single exon. The record is from RefSeq and is a predicted model, not a curated record.
AUGGAGGGAGAAACGUACGGAAGCAUCAGCAGAGCCAGCGAGAGCGGAAUAAUAAGCAAAAAGUCAGUGGAGUUCCUGCACGGGAGGAGAGCAGAGGAAGGGCUCUUUAGAGUGGUGAUAGAGAGAAGAAUGACAAGAACAAAAUAUCUGAUCAGAGAUGUCUCAGGGAAGGGCAUUCUAAACCUUGACAAUGUGCCAGGUGAUAUAGUCACGCGAAUAGUAAAGAAAGAAGAUGCAGAGAAGAAGCCUCAGCUGCUUGUUAUAGGAAGGCUGCUGUCACCCGAUGUCCAGGAGUUUCCUGUGCUGGAUGCAUACUCCAUAUCUCUCUUUACAUACGAAUCAGCGCUUAGACACAUCCUGUGA